UGUCACUGAAGCACAAAUUGUUGAUGCCCACGAAUUUCACACCUCGAUAUACUCAUUAGGACAACAUCUACCUUUUGCUCUUCCGUAACGAAGCUCGAUCAUUGACCUUGACCGUGGAUAAGAAACAUAAAAAUGACAACCAUGACAACUCCCGCCGACAUUUCGGUUCAAAUCGUCGUUCCCAACGACACCAAUAAUAACCCACCACUUUUGUCGGCCGAGCGACGAAUCACACCGUCAUGGACCAUAUCACAACUCAAGUCCAAACUCGAACCCGUGACCGGGAUCCCUGCUUCUUUCCAGACCCUCCGCACUCGUGGCCACGGCGGCCGUAUAGGAGACCCUUCGUCGUCUUCUCCCGGCUGGGUGACCUUGUCCGACGAUUCCAGCUUGGUGGGAGACCCUGCCUACGGUCUCGUUCGAGGCAGCGAGAUUGAGAUCCUCGACGGCCGUCCCGCGGCGGCGCGGCAACAGUUUGACUUUUCCGACCUCGCCGCGGUCGAAAAGUACCAGAUGCCGGCGUCCCAGUACGAGAAGCUCGAGGACAGCGUGCUCGCUUGGAAGAGGCGGGCCAAGCUGGGCCGGUUCGACCCCGACCAGAAGUCGCCCGCGGAGCUGGCGGAGGAACGGACGAGGGUCGACACCGAGGCCGUCGCCUCGCGAGGGAUCACCGUGGGACAGAGGUGCAGGGUCGGCGAAGACGACGCGAGGCGAGGCACCGUCAGGUUCGUCGGAGCGAUCGAGGGGCUGGGAGGUGCCCGGGAGGCAGGGUGCGUGUGGGUGGGCGUCGAACUGGACGAGCCCGUGGGACGGAACGACGGGAGUGUGCUUGUCGAGGUGACAAUUUCGAACGAUGACGAUGACGACGACGAUGACGACGAAACGAAAGGCAAGAAAAAGGAAAAGACGACGAAAAAGGUCAAGGUUUUUGAAUGCGGUGCGAAAUUCGGUGUGUUUGCGAGACCAGAAAAGGUCGAGGUCGGAGAGCAGUAUGCCCCGCUUGGUCUGGAUGAGGACAUGGAAGAAGUUUGAACGAGGUACCCCUAAAGUCUUGCCACGUUGCAGUUGCAGAAAAUGGUUGGAGGCUGGCGCGUGCCGUGAUCGGAGAUGAGGACGAGCACCAUCUACGGUGUUCUGAAGAAACAUCGUUUGGCGAUACUCGGAAAGCAUUCAGAGCUGGAGAGCCAGGAGGUCAUCACCACCUGGGAAUGACAGAGUACGAGUGGCGAGGGAGCGGGAGUGAAUCUCUUGACACAUACCCAGCCCAUUCAUGACUGUUCUACGACCGAAGGGCAUCACGAGGCGGACUGAUGCCCACUGGAAUGGGAUUAAAGACAUUAUGCUGGUAUCUCUACUCGUACCUGGGUAUGGGUGUGUAAUGUCAACACACUAUCCAAUGGGCGCGACCAAAACGGGCAAAGCAGGAAAAGGCAUCAGAGCAAUCUCGCCGUACGUAUUGAUGAACAAAAGACCUCGGACAAUAUAGAGGUUACAACAAUUUGCGCGAACGAUGCAUGGGCAUUUCCAUUGUCAAGGUGAUGAUAAUUCUAGACAUGGCGACAAAAGUUUUCAUUAUAUUCAUAGUAUUUCGUACGAAGUACUCGUAUCAAU
Messenger RNA from Exophiala oligosperma, 1611 nucleotides. RefSeq lists its product as uncharacterized. Gene Ontology annotation, biological process: cytoplasmic microtubule organization. Gene Ontology annotation, molecular function: microtubule plus-end binding. Bases 133 to 1032 code for a protein of 299 amino acids. The transcript is spliced from 2 exons. Gene Ontology annotation, cellular component: nucleus; microtubule plus-end; cytoplasm. Lineage: Eukaryota; Fungi; Ascomycota; Eurotiomycetes; Chaetothyriales; Herpotrichiellaceae. The record is from RefSeq and is a predicted model, not a curated record.